AUGCAAGGUUCGGACACGAAACAAGGACCGAGAGACCAAUGGGGGAAUGUGAAAAUACCGCGGCUUCCAGACCCCAGUUCCUCUGAAGCAGACUCUGAUGGAUGGUUUCAAGUGCCUAACGGAACUGCCAGUCCUGAGCGAUACUCAUCACUUUCCGGUAUUGCUAUUGUUGGCCUCGCCAACCUUGACAAGGAGGAUGUCGAAUUCACUGUGGAGACCUCCUACGUGGAGCUUGCCUGCUCAGAAGGGCAGUUUAUGUCUGCUAGUGUGGGAAACAGGGGUGGACUGAGUGUCACCUGUCCGGACUGUGGCCUGAUUUGUGCUACAGGUGCAUAUAACCGAACUGCUGCUUUUCUCGGGCCCCCUUUCCCCGGGCUUACAGCCGCACAACUGGCGGACCCAUCUAUGACCAGGCCACGUUCGAUCGUAUUCAACUCCUCAGUCUUUAAAAGUGACCUUGUAGGGUUCCUGCAAACCACCUGUCAGGUCACCCAGCAGCAUGUGGAAACGCAGAUCGAAUGCGCUGGUAAUGAAUGCAAUGCUACCAAGAUUCGAUCAUCAAGAACGGACCACCGCAGUGGAAAUUAUACUAGCUUCGACGAUUGGGGUGGCUUUGCUUUGGAUCUGAUUUCAAAAUCUAGUGUGCCAGGACAGGCUGGAGUGGGAGACGACCCAUCCAUCUCGGAAGGAGCAAGCACGUCUGAGUUGUUUAUUCAAAAUUCAACCGCUAUUCCAGCUCCAUCAACUGAUAUGUUGAUUAUGGAGGGCUCAUACUUCAAUCUUUCCACCAUCGGCAAUGAUGUUUUUGCCACAAGGGCAUCAAUGCUACUGAACACGGCCCUCCAGGUUUUUACGUGUCCCUCGUGCUUCGCUGGCAACUUUCCGUCUAAUAUGAGCAUCUACGGCCCAGAUUAUAUUCCCGCAGAUGGAAUGGCCAUAAUGUGGAAAACAUACAACUUAACGAUAGCAUCUGCCUUCGACGGGGGGUUUCCCGCGAUGGGGCAGGCCCCAUUUAUGGCAGCAUCUACCAAUGCUACGGUGACAAGCCAUACCGAAGUAUACCGACCACGUUAUGGGUGGAUAGGCGCACUUGCUGGAUCUGUGGCGGUGAUUGGCUCACUGGGACUUUUCAGUCUUUGUCUCAGAGCUAGUACAAGAAUUCCCAAUGUGUUUGAUCCGGUUAUGGGCCUGACAUAUAACAAUGAAUACACGCCUCCGGCUUACCAAGGAGAGCUCGAUUCAAAAGAUCGAGCGAAAUUACUUCAAGAUGAGCGUGUUCGAUUUGGGGGUGUGGGAUUUAAAGAUAUGAAGGCAAGAAUUGCGUUUGGCGAAGAGGCAAUGGUCAGUAUUGUGGAUAACAAGACAUUGUACCACGAGCAAAUUUGA
Messenger RNA from Penicillium verhagenii, 1386 nucleotides. RefSeq lists its product as uncharacterized. NCBI's taxonomy places the organism in Eukaryota, Fungi, Ascomycota, Eurotiomycetes, Eurotiales, Aspergillaceae. The transcript has a single exon. The record is from RefSeq and is a predicted model, not a curated record. The coding region runs from base 1 to 1386 and encodes 461 amino acids.